AUGUGGGUUCAAUUCGUUCGGCACCUUGCAGAGCGACAGACACCAGGCUUCCCCAAGAAUGGCCACGGUGCAUAUUACACCAGAGAGGCACUGGCAGCCAAGGACGCCGCCACUGCAGUCCCUGAGCUGGGCAUAAUCGACUAUGUACUGAAGGAACUCGCGGAAUACCUGGGAAGGUCGCAUCCCUCUCACAAUGAGUUCCAAGAGCUGCAGGAGGUGUUUUGCAAGACAAACCUUGAACUGCAGGGAAUUCACUCAGUUCGUUGGCUGAGCCGCGGCGAUGCCAUCACGCGCUUGGUGCGUGUGCUCCGUGCCGUCAUCGUGCUCCUAUGGGAGUGGGGCGACGACUUCUACCACAUUGUGACUUUAGUGAAGUUCAAUGUGUAUCUGUAUUACCUCGCCGACAUGCUCAACAUCCUCAACAGCCUCAACCUGGAGUUUCAGAGGCAGGAGGUCGGCAUGACAUCGGUGCAGUCGACCGUGCGCCGCACCCUGAUCACCAUCCGUACGCGCUACAUCGAGUGCGGCGAUGACUUCGGUGGCGGCCCACAGCUACAUCUCGGGGCCUUCCUAGCCAGGCUCAGUAAGUCUCCGAAAAUCACAGUGGCAGGUGUGGACAAGGAGGGGGAGAAACGACAGCAUAGCUUUGAGCUGCACGAGGAGGCAUAG
This is a messenger RNA of Closterium sp. Naga37s-1, 669 nucleotides long. Lineage: Eukaryota; Viridiplantae; Streptophyta; Zygnematophyceae; Desmidiales; Closteriaceae. The record is from the annotation of a GenBank genome assembly.